AUGGCAGAUCAACUCACAGAUGAUCAGAUCUCUGAAUUCAAGGAAGCCUUCAGCUUGUUCGAUAAAGAUGGUGAUGGUUCCAUCACAACAAAGGAGCUUGGAACUGUGAUGAGGUCACUAGGCCAAAAUCCAACCGAGGCAGAGCUACAAGACAUGAUAAACGAAGUUGAUGCUGACGGUAAUGGAACAAUCGAUUUCCCUGAAUUCCUAAACCUUAUGGCAAGGAAAAUGAAAGACACAGAUUCAGAGGAGGAGCUGAAAGAAGCAUUCAGAGUGUUCGAUAAAGAUCAGAAUGGAUUCAUUUCUGCUGCUGAACUUCGUCAUGUAAUGACCAAUCUUGGCGAGAAGCUAACUGAUGAAGAAGUUGAUGAGAUGAUUCGAGAGGCUGAUGUUGAUGGUGAUGGUCAAAUUAAUUAUGAUGAAUUUGUUAAGGUUAUGAUGGCCAAGUGA
Messenger RNA from Vicia faba (fava bean), 450 nucleotides. Lineage: Eukaryota; Viridiplantae; Streptophyta; Magnoliopsida; Fabales; Fabaceae. The record is from the annotation of a GenBank genome assembly.